Psilocybe cubensis is the source of this 897-nucleotide messenger RNA. Its product is annotated as putative oxidoreductase. Bases 1 to 897 code for a protein of 298 amino acids. Gene Ontology annotation, molecular function: oxidoreductase activity, acting on the CH-OH group of donors, NAD or NADP as acceptor. Lineage: Eukaryota; Fungi; Basidiomycota; Agaricomycetes; Agaricales; Agrocybaceae. The record is from RefSeq and is a predicted model, not a curated record. The transcript has 2 exons.
AUGCCAUCAUCGCAUGAUCCCACAAAUCCCCCUCGUCCUUCUAGAUCUCUAGAAGGCAGAGUUGCAAUAGUUACGGGGUCUGGCUCCAGAGCAAAAGGAAUAGGAAACGGAAGAGCAGCAGCCAUCCUUCUCGUUGAAGCUGGCGCGCGCGUUGUAUGCUUGGAUGCCAACCUGGAAUGGGCUGAAGUCACCAUCUCAAUGAUCGAGGAGGAGUUUGGCAAGGAUAAAGCGUUCGCUUUGCAGGUAGAUGUCACUGUUGAGGCGCAAUGCAAACUAGCAGUCGACACGGCCUUGGAACGGUACGGACGAUUAGACAUCCUCGUGAACAACGUCGGCGUAGGAGGCCCUGCUGGAACGGCCAUCGAUGUCGACCCUAAGGAGUGGGCGAGAGGCCUCGAAAUCAAUGUUACUAGUAUGAUGCUCAUGACAAAAUACGCGGUUCCUGCUAUGGAGAAGAAUGAGAGACAUCCGAUUUCGGGGCGUGGCAGCAUCGUCAAUAUAGCCAGUGUUGCGGGACUUCGCGGUGGUACACCAAUUUUACUGUAUCCCACGAGCAAAGGGGCUGUUGUGAAUAUGACCAGAGCUAUGGCUGCGCAUCACGCUCCAAGUGGAAUCAGAGUUAAUUGCGUUUGUCCAGGGAUGCUUUACACCCCGAUGCUCUACGGUUCUGGAAUGUCUGAAGAAGUUAGAGAGGCUCGUCGCUCACGUAGUCUUCUGAAGACAGAGGGAAAUGGCUGGGACACCGGAUGCGCUGUCAGAUUUCUUGCCAGCGACGAGGCUAGGUGGAUGACCGGUGUUAUUUUACCUGUGGAUGCAGGGUCUACAGCUGCCACGACCGGAAUGAGCGAAGGAAUGUCAUCUACUCUCGCAGGAGGAACACAAGAUGCUGCCCAAUAG